Arvicanthis niloticus (Nile rat) is the source of this 372-nucleotide messenger RNA. NCBI's taxonomy places the organism in Eukaryota, Metazoa, Chordata, Mammalia, Rodentia, Muridae. The record is from RefSeq and is a predicted model, not a curated record.
AUGUCUCCACUAGAGCCCAGCAAACCUACUACAGAGGGCACUGGAUAUGGCAACAUAGCUAAAACACAAGAAAAUGAGCAUAAAACUAUCUGCAAGAAGAUGAUAGAGAUCAUAGAAGAGAAAGGUGUUGUGGCUGGACCAACACCGGCCUCACUAUACAACAUUUUCCAUUUUCAGAGUCUGUUGACUGUAAUCUUGCUGCUUAUCUGUACGUGUGCUUAUAUUCAAUCCCUGGCACCCAGCAUCCUAGACAGAAAUAAAACUGGACUCUUGGGAAUAUUUUAGAAGUAUGCUUGAACUGGUGAAUACAAGAGUCCUUAUGUUGCCAUAUGCUGUAUAGUGAUGGCCUUCAACAUCCUCUUCAUACAGUAG